AUGGACUUCAAUUCGUUGAAGGACCAGGUCAGCAACCUGAGUCUGUAUGAUAUCAAAGCAGGCGUCCGCAAAGUACAAAAUGCUAUGAUGAAUUACACUGAGAUGGAAGCAAAGGUCCGGGAAGCUACGAACAACGAGCCUUGGGGUGCAUCUUCGACCCUUAUGCAGGAAAUCGCAAACGGAACACACAGCUACCAACUGCUUAACGAGAUAAUGCCAAUGAUCUAUAAACGUUUUACGGAGAAAUCUGCAGAAGAAUGGCGUCAGAUAUAUAAGUCUCUACAACUGCUUGAGUUUCUAGUCAAGAAUGGUUCGGAAAGGGUUGUCGAUGAUGCACGCUCUCACAUUUCACUUUUGCGAAUGCUUCGCCAAUUUCAUUAUAUCGACCCCAAUGGUAAAGACCAAGGAAUAAAUAUCCGCAACCGGUCUCAAGAACUUGCCAAGUUGCUAGGCGAUGUUGAUAUGAUUCGUGCAGAAAGGAAGAAGGCAAAGGCUAAUAGGAACAAAUUCGGUGGAUUCGAAGGAGGAAUAGGCGUGGGCGGAUUCUCUGGUGGAGGGGGCAGCUCCCGGUUUGGUGGAUUUGGCAGCGAAGAUGCGAACUUCGGAGGCUUCAGCGGUGGAGUAUAUGGCGAUGGAGGCGGCUUCAACGGAAAUACCAGCGAAUUCCGGGAUGCUAGUCGGAGGUCAAACCGGUUUGAGGAGUACGACGAAGGUGAUAAUAGCGGAUAUUCAGCCCCUCGAAGAAGUGAGCCAACAUCUCGACCCGAAUCCAAGCCUGCUCCUCCGAAGGCGCCAACCCCUGAUUUGGUCUCUUUUGGCGACGAUGAUGAACCAGUGGCAGCACCCUCCGUCUCCUCCCCUCCUACAAAGACCUCGUCCACCACAAAACCCGUUGGUUCGAGUGGUUUAACUGAGCUUGCAGCUCAGAGCAUGGAUGAUGAUGAAUUUGACGACUUCCAGUCCGCUAGUCCUACCACGCCGGCCACGAAUACACUACAGUCGCAGUUUGGCUCAAUUGCUCCUCCAUCCGCGCCAACCCAGACCCAAUUCGCUGCUCCAAAGCCCGUUUCAGCUGCUCAGAAUGCAAGCCUUAACGGGCUAGCUGCCUUCCGAUCCAAUCCCCAAACACCAUCGGCUACUGGCACAACGUCUCAAGGAUCAAGCAUAGGGCCACUCUCGCCCACUACGCAGUCUCAGCCACCCAAGCCAACCACCUACCAAGCUUCGCAGCCGAACUACUUCACAUCUAUUCCCACGCCUCAGUCCAAGCCAUUAGAGUCGUCCAAUAAAUUCGCUACAAAAUCUCAAACUACAGCCUCUUCCAAAUCAGGCGGUGAUGCAUUUGGGAGCCUAUGGUCUACCGCUAGCGCCAACGCUGGUAUCAAACCAACAACGCAGACUCAGAACAAGGGCCCAAAUCUCGCGAGCAUGGCUAAGGAGAAGGCAAGUGCUGGCAUCUGGGGAACACCUAGCUCAAGUAGCUCUCCACAAACCUUUAGUGGGACUUCCAGCUCUCAACAGCAGAAGAAGCCUAGCGGAGGAAGUGCGCUGGAUGAUCUUCUUGGCUAA
Molecule: messenger RNA, 1569 nt
Organism: Trichophyton rubrum CBS 118892
Lineage: Eukaryota; Fungi; Ascomycota; Eurotiomycetes; Onygenales; Arthrodermataceae
Exons: 5
Coding region: 1-1569 (522 amino acids)
Biological process (GO): endocytosis; Golgi to endosome transport
Cellular component (GO): clathrin vesicle coat; endosome; plasma membrane
Molecular function (GO): phospholipid binding; clathrin binding
Source: RefSeq, a predicted model, not a curated record